AUGUCCAAUAAUGAAAAUGAAUUGAAAAAUAAUUUUAAAAUGAAGAUGGAAAUUGAUAAUGAUAAUAACAAUAUAAAUAAUGAUAUGAAAACUGAUGUUAAUAUUGAAGCAAUGCUAAAUAGUAUAAUAAUACCUGUGUCUAUAAACAACAGAAUAACUAUAAGAAAAGGAAUGACUUAUACAAAGUUGAUCAGAUAUUGGAAUCAAUCAAAAGUGCAAAAAUCUGGUGAUAAUUGGAAACUAAACCAAAUAUUAGACAUAUUAGAUCAAAUAAAAAAAAGAGGAUUCUAUAGUCGAUCUAUUUUGAUCAUAUGA
This is a messenger RNA of Dentiscutata erythropus, 315 nucleotides long. The record is from the annotation of a GenBank genome assembly. NCBI's taxonomy places the organism in Eukaryota, Fungi, Glomeromycota, Glomeromycetes, Diversisporales, Gigasporaceae.